This is a messenger RNA of Ilyonectria robusta, 684 nucleotides long. RefSeq lists its product as uncharacterized. The coding region runs from base 1 to 684 and encodes 227 amino acids. The record is from RefSeq and is a predicted model, not a curated record. Lineage: Eukaryota; Fungi; Ascomycota; Sordariomycetes; Hypocreales; Nectriaceae. The transcript has 2 exons.
AUGGAAGAGAAAGAGGCUUCGAGCUCAAAGGACCCUACCUUAGGGCUAAUCUGGCAGGGCUUUAUUACAAAGCAUAAGAAUUACAAGAAGCAGGUAUCCUUAUUUGCCAUAACUUACAAAGGAAAAUCAGCUGUGAAGGAGAAGGUGCAAUUCUACCGCAGUACGAAAUUACUAACUCUCUACAAAGAAACUAUCCAAGGGGAAGGUGGAAAAGGGAGCUUCCUCCACUACAAAGAGAACCUUACGAAGAUAUCACUAACCGAAAAAGUCGGCCAACAACCAACUCUCUAUCCUUCCCGCCUGGAUUGGUCCCAUUGGGACGAGGAAAAGACCGAACGCCCUGUCCUAGGGGAUGAGAAAUCAAUCAAAGCUUGGGCUAAGACUGUCAGACCGCACCCCGACUUCAGCGAGACUAACUUUGGGACUUGGGAAGGUCACUGUGGCGAUCUCUGGGGCCUCCAGUAUAAGCUUCAGUACGAGGAUCUCUCUGCCAACUUUGGUCUCAUCGCUUUCCUACGAACCAUGACCUACGGAAUAAGGGAUGUUGUAGCUAUUGCACCUUUCAGCCUUGACCUCGAAACCCAUAUCCUCCGAGCCAAUAAAUGGGGGAAAGAGACCUUCUCGACCAAGCUCCUAAAAGAAGGCAUUCUGGUUACGAAGAACCGUCCUACAGUAAGCUUCUAA